GUGAUAUUACCGCUCAUACAGCGUCCGACAUGGCAACUCGCGCAGACGAACUCGAUGGCGAUGGCAGCGACCCUAUCGCAAUAUGUGGCUUUUCUAUUAAAUUCCCUCAGCAGGCAACAUGUCCCGAAUCAUUUUGGGAGAUGCUUCUGAACAGACAGUCUGCCACGUCCGACUUCCCUGCGAGCCGCUUGAAUCUAGCGGGUUUUCACCACCAUGAGAAUAGAUCCAACACUGUCCCGCUCAGGGGGGGUCACUUCAUCGAUGAGGAUCUAUCGCUUUUUGACGCGGACUUUUUCUCAAUCUCACCUGCAGAAGCUGCAGCAAUGGACCCUAUGCAGCGAUGGCUCCUAGAGACAACGUACAGAGCUCUAGAGAACGCCGGACUCUCCAUGGCCGAGGUAUCGGGCACCUCUACCGCCGUAUAUGCUGGAUCCUUCGGUUACGAUUACAUGAUCCAGCUAUAUCGCGAUGCAGAAGUGCAGCCCAAGUAUGCCGCUGUCGGAGUUGGGCUCAGCAUGCUUGCCAAUCGUCUGAGCUGGUUUUUCAACCUACGCGGCCCGAGUAUCGGUCUCGACACGGCCUGCUCAAGUGCAGCAACAGCUCUCGACAUCGCCUGUCAGGCGCUGAAGAAUAAAUCUUGCAAUAUGAGUCUCGUCGCCGGCUGCAGCUUAACAUUCUCGCCGGAAGCCUAUGCUGCCAUGACAAAUCUCGAUUUUCUUUCUCCCGAUAGUCGAUGUUAUUCUUUUGACCACAGGGCCAACGGGUACUCACGCGGUGAAGGUAUCGCAGUCAUGGUCCUGAAACGUCUGUCGGACGCCAUCCGGGACGGCAAUACGAUUCGGGCCAUCAUUCGCUCGACGGCGUCGAAUGAAGAUGGUAGGACGCCCGGAAUAACGCAGCCAAGCCGUACGGCGCAGGAAAGUUUAAUACGGGAGACUUACCGACGUUCGAGCCUCAGUAUGCGGCACACGCGAUACUUCGAAGCUCACGGGACAGGCACACCCAUAGGGGAUACUUGUGAAGCACAAGCGAUCGGCUCAGCCUUCAGGGACUACAGGUCUUCGGAAACCCCGUUAUAUGUGGGGGCUGUGAAAUCGAAUAUUGGCCAUCUUGAAGGCGCGAGUGGUCUGGCGGGGAUCAUCAAGACAAUUCUUAUUUUGGAAAGGGGAAUUAUACCUCCAAACACCAACUUCGAAAGGACGAACCCCAGAAUCGACACGGACUAUCUACGUAUCAAGUUCCCGGAGGACUGCCAGCCCUGGCCGACACCAGGUUUACGAAGGGCCUCUGUGAAUUCAUUCGGGUACGGAGGAGCCAAUUCCCAUAUUGUUCUUGACGACGCCUACAACUACCUUCGUCUGCGGUCUCUACCGGGAAGACAUUGCACUUACUCCCCAAUGGUCACCAUUCCAGCUCUUCUCUCAGAUUCAAGCGCUCAGUGUGGCCUCGAAGCUAGUCCGGUUCCGAGACUGAUCGUCUGGUCAGCUGCUGACGGAGAGGGCACGAAGAGAAUGGCGGAGGCGUAUGAGGGUUAUUGCCGAAAGUCGUUUCAAUCCGUAGGUCAACGAGACUUUCUCGGAGAUCUGGCCUAUACGCUGGACAGCCACCGUAGCCAUCUUCACUACAGAUCAUUUGCGCUCCUCAAUUCGACUGGAGGCAUGAAAACCCUUCGAUCCGAAAUGUCACCUCCGGUCAGAGUCCGUUCGCAAAUAUUACCUUCCAUCGGAUACGUAUUCACCGGACAGGGUGCGCAGUGGUACGCGAUGGGAAGAGAACUGAUGCAUUAUUCUUCCUUCUAUGCCGACCUAUGUCGUGCGGAUCAGUAUCUCCAGACUCUGGGCUGUCAAUGGCACGUUAUUGAUGAACUCUCCAAGCCGCCGGAAACUUCUAAGGUCGACGAUCCCGAAUUCAGCCAGACGCUUUGCACCGUCCUGCAAGUAGCUACGGCCAACCUGCUGCACGAAUUUGGCGUCCGGCCCUCUGCUGUCGCCGGCCACUCUUCUGGCGAGAUCGCUGCAGCUUACGCCGGUGGUUAUAUCACAUCCGAGUCUGCCUGGAAGUUGGCAUAUUUCCGCGGCCUAUGUGCUAAUGAAGUCGCUCAAAAUUCGGACUUGUCGAAUCCAGGAGCAAUGAUGGCUGUUGGGCUAUCCGAGACGCGAGCCUUGGAUUAUUGCCGAACUCUAGGCUUCGCUUCAAACUCGGAUGGUAUUUCUGUCGCAUGCAUCAACAGCCCCAACAAUGUGACACUCUCAGGCGAGGAACGCAUGCUCAAAGGCUUGCAAACACAGCUUAGCAAAGACGGUAUCUUCGCGCGAAAGCUACGUGUAAAUGUGGCGUAUCAUUCUCGUCAGAUGGAGGCCGCAUCUGAUCGUUAUAUUAACAUGAUACGACCACUUUCAAAGCCGCCGCACAAAUCGAACAUCCCCAUGGUAUCGACGGUCACUGGGGCCUUGGUUACAGUCGACGCCCUGAAUGAACCAUCGUAUUGGGCACGCAACAUGGCAUCAACCGUACAAUUCGUGGAGGCUAUAGAAAUGAUGUGCAAGCAUCCUCCAGCCAGCGUUGUCAAGAAGAUUGAUGGGAGUCAUCGCUCUACGCCUAGAGUCAAUCAUAUCCUCGAAAUCGGACCCCACGCCGCCUUGGAGGGACCGCUUCGCGAUAUAUUGCGCGCGGGUUCACGGAAAGACGGCCCAACUUACAGCUCCGUGCUACGAAGGGGGCAGUCAGCCGCAGACACCUUGCUUCGCGUCGUGGGAGACCUGUUCUCUAUGGGAUUGCCUCUAAACUUGAGAGUAGUGAAUGAGCCGACGGGAAAAACCGCACGGUCAAUGCUUGUCGAUCUUCCCGCAUAUCCGUUUGAUCAUUCCCGUGGCUAUUGGCACGAAGGUAGACUAAGCCGGAAUUACAGGUUUAGGAGCCAUCCGCCAUCAGACCUGGUGGGCGUUAGAUCCAACGAUUGGAACCCAGCAGAGGCUCACUGGCGCCAUUUUCUCAAGCCAUCCGAGGUCCCGUGGAUUAGCGAGCAUGUCAUAAAUGGCAGAACGCUGUAUCCCGCCGCUGGAAUGCUUGUCAUGGCGGUCGAGGCUGCGAAGAGCCUAGCCGAUGGGCCUCACGUUAUAAAAGGCUACAAUUUGCAUGACGUCCAUUUUAUCGCUGCAAUGGAAUUUGAUUCCAGUAUAGCUGGAAUUGAAGUCCAGAUAGUGCUUCGAAGAAUGGACUCUGGAGCCAAGCGUCUAUCUAAAUACGAAUUCGCCAUCCGAACCUACGUUGGUGAUGAUUGGGUCCUGAAUUGCAAGGGCCUAGUUUCGGUACACUUCGAAGAAGAAAUCCUAGAUAAUUGGAUAAGCCAGAGAGUGAACUCGCGGCGCGAACUCAUUACCCGAAGCUAUCAGGAAGUAGGAGCCCACUGUGAGGAAAUCGUGGAGUCUACAGACAUGUACGAGUUUCUGGAGCAUAGUGGCUUGCACUACGGAUCUCGAUUCCAAGCGCUGCAGAACCAGCGUUUCAGUCGACAGCAUCACGCAACAGCCGAUGUAGUUCUUUUCAAGUCGGCUGAAGAUCCAGAAAUUGCUGCCAGGUGGCAUUCGCAUGUGAUCCACCCGACUUCUUUGGAUGCUAUCUUGCAACUCUCCUUCACGGCACUGUCUCGGGGGGGUUCUCAGCAGAUGGCCACCAGCGUUCCAACUUAUCUCAGCCGCAUGUGGAUCUCUCAGGACGGGCUAAGCUGGCCCCGAAACGACGUUGUUGCCGCUGCAGUUUUAAUAUCUACAGUAAAAAAACGGGGCUUUACCUGUAACGGCGUUGUCGUGGAUUCGAACGAUUCGAGUGUUGAAAGGCUGUGGUACGAAGGGUUUGAGAUCACUAACGUGACGGAAACCCCCUCCUCUAGUCCUCAAUUCCCUAACCCCAGACAGUCCUACAUGAGCAUCGACUGUAAGCCUUCUCUGCAUAUGAUGGGGCCCCGAGAUACGCGGCUUUUCCUUGAGAAUGUACAUCGGCCGGAACAGUCAGUGUCGGAGCUAUCCCGGGGUUUUGAGAGACUUGUCGCGGUUGCUCUGUCCCGUCUGGUCGAUCGGUAUGAUGCAUACAAAGCAGACCACCAGGAACUAUGGAAAACCUACUACCUAGAUUGGGCACAUUAUCACCUAGCGCGGGUGCGCUGUCAACAACAGGCAGACUUCGAAGACUUGUCACCAUAUCGGUCUUUCGAGGAAUCACUUACCUACAUUGAACAUACGGGAUCCAUCGGCCAAGUAUAUGCCUUAGUGGCGCGUAACCUCGACUCUAUAAUACGUGGCGACACGAACCUUCUCGAGCUCCUUAUUCAGUCGAACCAACUGAAGCCGCUUUAUAGGGAGUUUCUUCUUUCCCGGUGUUCAGCCCAGGCCGCUACCUAUGUGGAACUGUUGGCACACGAUAGACCCGGAAUGAACAUUCUUGAAAUUGGUGGCGGUACUGGAGCCGGGACCCGGUUGCUCAUCAACGCCCUACGCGACAGUACUCCUAGCAACAACGCAUCAUCCUUGCGGUGUAAAGAAUACCACUUUACUGAUAUUUCCCAGGCAAUGUUGCUGGGCGUCCGAGAAGAGUUCGAGCGCCAUUCCUCUCAGAUGAAGUUCAGCACAUUUGAUAUGGAACGAAACCUUGCAGACCAGGGCAUUCAAGAAGGCGCGUAUGAUCUAAUCAUAGCAAUCAGCGUGCUUCACGUUUCGUCGGCUCUCGAAAACACAAUGAAGAACUUACGCAAGGCUCUUAGGCCUGGGGGGAAACUCCUAAUCCAGGAGGCCUUCGAACCCACGGCAUGGACUCUGGGCUUUGUAUUCGGACUUCUCCCCGGGUGGUGGGCCGGCGUCCCAGAUAACCGAGCUCUAUCACCAAAUAUCGGAAUUGACGCCUGGGAUUCGGUACUAAAGCACAGUGGGUUUUCGGGUGUUGACUUCGCCCUGGAAGAUACUGAGCAGCCUACAACGUCCGAUUUUGGCUGGGUCAUUUCCACCGCUGUAGAAGAAAGCCGCACAAACGGGGUGACAGCCCAGCCGUUAUCCGAUACUCAGAUGACCAUCCUGGUAGAUCAAGGCUCCCACCUACAGAUCGAUCUCGCCUCUUCCCUCGUAUCUUCAAUUGGGGAAUCAUUCGGAAUAAGCCCUCCCGUGGUCACCCUAGAGAACUUUGAGCCGGGACACGGAGAAGGAAAGGGCGGGUUAAUUAUUUCUCUCCUCGACUAUGACUACGCGUUCCCGUUCAUCCAGAACUUGAACUCAACCUCAUGGGAGACCUUCAAAUCCAUAGUUGGCACCUCACAUCAAGUCCUUUGGGUGUCUGCUGGCGGCGGCCGGCUUAUGAAUCCCAACCAUGGGAUGUUCGACGGCCUGGCACGAACUCUGCGCUCUGAGUAUUACGGGCUUCAUCUCAUACGCCAUAUCGCCAAAAACUACGAAGAAGAAUACAUCGAAAUCGACGGUGCCCUGCACACCCGGCGGCUCGUCGAGGCCGGCUCGCUGAAAGCGGCUGUUGAUGCGAAACUACAUGCCCCCUUUUCCUUCUCAACAUCCUCUGCCGCGCUAUAUAACAGUCCUCACUACAUCGAAUCUCCGGCUGAAGAAUACUCAGCACAAGCGGUCUCCCUCCAGUCGAGAGACGGCGCUUUGGCGGUGGGGAAUGAGGAGGCGCCAGGGGCGUACGGAACAUUCUGCGUCGGGUUUGUCCUGCAGGCCGGGCCAUCCUCUCGUUUCUGCCGCGGCGACCGCGUUUUCUCUACCGAAAUCUCCCCUCUCCCAUCCAACGUUACCUAUCUCGAUACCUGCUGGGCCUUCUCCCCCAUGCUCGCCGCCUACCAAGCAACAGCGCAGGGCUCGUGGGCCCCAGCCCACGACCGCAUACUGGUAGACCUCGGAGCAAGCGUGCUCGGGCAGGCUGCUAUCGAGCUGCUGAGGCAAAAAGGCGCCAGGGAACUCUGGACGACUGCCGCGGACGAGGGUGAGGCCGCCUGGGUGGCCCAGCACUUGAAGAUCCCCCAUCGAUGCAUAAUACCGCGGAAGUGGUUCGAGGACAACCCGAUGCUCGUCUCGGAAUGGAAAAGAAAGUUUGAUCUCCUGAUGCACUGCGUCCGACCUGGGGGCCGAUGUGUCAUGUUCCUCACUUCUUGGGCGCUCCCAGAGCAUUCGCGAACCGCGCAUUACGUUCCUUCAAACGUGUCUUUCUCGACAGUCCGAGUCGGAGAGGGCCUCACGGGCGGUAGCGCCCCGGAUCUAAACCUGCUACAGCAUAUCCUUACUCUAGUCGCUACGUGGGUCGCGAAAGGCGUGCGACACAGUGUAGCCUCUUUCACUGCUUCCAACGUCACUGGCAUCUUCAACCACCUAAAGCAGACUAAGGGCCGGGAGACCGUUGUUGUGGAGUUCAAUAAUAUGGAUGUCAUCGAUGUCCAUGUUACGAAUCCAUGCGGUUGCAAACUAGACCCGAACGCGACCUACGUCAUCGCCGGAGGCCUCGGGGGUCUAGGGAGGUCAUUCGCCCGUUGGCUUGUGAGCCGCGGUGCCCGCUACAUGGUUUUACUGUCGAGGUCCGGUCCCAAGACGCCAGAGGCUUUGAACCUUCUAGCGGAAUGUGCGGAACUAGGAAUCAAGGUCGAGACGCCACGCUGCGACAUAACUGAUAGGGUCGCUUUGAGGUCGCUGUUACUGGGCUACUCGCAAAGCAUGCCUUCCAUCAAAGGUUGCAUCCAAGCCACGAUGGUCAUGAAAGAGAACAUAUUCCAGAAACUCAGUUACGAUGAUUGGAAAGCGGCUAUUGACCCUAAGGUCGCUGGGUCAUGGAACCUCCACGAAGAGCUUCCCGAGCAGCUCGACUUCUUUUUUAUGAUAUCGUCGAUGGCCGGGAUUAUUGGGAGGACCUCGCUGGCCGCGUAUAAUGCGGGAAACACGUAUAUGGAUGCUUUGGCCCACUAUCGUGUCUCCAUGGGCAGACGGGGUACAGUUCUCGACCUAGGCCCGGUUGCCGACGAGGGUUACCUAGCGACACAUGCAGAUCGCAUGUCUCUGUUUCAGGGCAGGGUUCAGGUUGAGCUGAUAUACACUGACGAGAUCUACGCCCUUCUAGAUACUCAUUACCAGUCUGCCAUCGCCUUAUCGACAGCCGGCAUCUCUUGCCAGGCCGUUGUCGGCAUCCGGCCUCCCUCCCAUUGGAAGCACAUCGACGACGUCUUCUUCACUAUGGCACAGCCCCUGUGGGGGCACAUGCAUCAUAUACCUGUCCCGUCGUUUAGCGGCAAAGAUGCGCGAUCAGUCGGCCAGGGACAGCAGAAUAAUAUCAGCGAAAAAAUGACGUCUGCUGCGUCGCUGUCCGACGCCGCGGGCAUCGCUGGGGAAGCUCUCGCGGCUCGUCUGUCGCUUUUGCUCGGCACGCAAGAGAGCCGGCUAGACCCAGAAAAGCCGCUGCAUUCCCACGGCGUAGACUCUCUAUCCGCCGUAGAAUUGCGCAACUGGAUAGCCAAGUCGUUCAGCAUAGACAUGCCCCUAUUCGACAUCUUAGGUGACGCGACUCUUGCUAGCACAGCCUUGUCCAUUGCCCGCAAGUGGCAGGCUCGUCAAUGA
This is a messenger RNA of Durotheca rogersii, 7592 nucleotides long. RefSeq names its product putative polyketide synthase. Bases 30 to 7592 code for a protein of 2520 amino acids. Gene Ontology annotation, biological process: fatty acid biosynthetic process; secondary metabolite biosynthetic process. Gene Ontology annotation, molecular function: 3-oxoacyl-[acyl-carrier-protein] synthase activity; oxidoreductase activity; fatty acid synthase activity. The transcript is spliced from 15 exons. The record is from RefSeq and is a predicted model, not a curated record. Lineage: Eukaryota; Fungi; Ascomycota; Sordariomycetes; Xylariales; Xylariaceae.